Seriola dumerili (greater amberjack) is the source of this 4654-nucleotide messenger RNA. RefSeq names its product ArfGAP with SH3 domain, ankyrin repeat and PH domain 1 (gene asap1b). The transcript has 30 exons. The record is from RefSeq and is a predicted model, not a curated record. NCBI's taxonomy places the organism in Eukaryota, Metazoa, Chordata, Actinopteri, Carangiformes, Carangidae. Gene Ontology annotation, biological process: positive regulation of GTPase activity. Gene Ontology annotation, cellular component: cytoplasm. Gene Ontology annotation, molecular function: protein binding; GTPase activator activity. Bases 580 to 4050 code for a protein of 1156 amino acids.
CAGGAGAGAGUGGCAGCGAAUGUGUCUGCGGCAGCGUUUAGCAUUAAAAAACAUCAACUACGGCUGAAGAAGAGAGGACCAAACCCCGCUGCAGCGUGAGACGACCUCGGCAUACCAUGGACUAUGAUAAAUUUUAACCAGAGGCUGGUAACGGUGGGCUGUUUUGACGACAAGCGGUUUAUUGAACAUCUGUAGAGCAUAAUGAGGGCAUCCGCUAUUCUUUACGGUGGUUUUUCCUCCGAGGUUUAGUUAGACGCAGAGUGACAGUAUUUAUAAAUGCGUCGCUUUUAGACAUUCUCUCAAGGAAUAGGCACACCGACGGGACACAGCCUGCAGAUAUUUAGUUAAUUCCCUCCUCCCAUGGACCCUGGGGAACAGUGAAGUCAUUUGAGAAGUCACCGGAGAAGAAGACACGUCUUAAUCAUCUCGAUAGUUUUACACAGUUCUGCGUGGAAAAUCGACUCUCCCGUCCACCAGACUCCCCCUGCUUUCUUUCUAUUUUUAAAUCUUACAUGGUUUUGUCUUUCUGAGCUUUCAUCGCCAAAACCCUCCAGUGGGCAUUUUCCCCCCCGUUAAAGGAUGCCGGAUCAAAUAUCGGUGUCCGAGUUUCUCUCGGAGACAACAGAGGAUUACAAUUCCCCGACAACAUCCAGCUUCACCACCCGACUGCAGAGCUGCAGGAACACAGUGAAUGUGCUGGAGGAGGCGUUGGACCAGGAUCGAACCUCCCUGCAGAAGGUGAAGAAAUCAGUGAAGGCCAUCUACAAUUCAGGACAAGACCACGUUCAGAAUGAAGAAAACUACGCCCAAGCUCUGGACAAAUUCGGCAGCAACUUCAUCAGCCGGGACAACCCUGACCUGGGGACGGCCUUUGUCAAGUUCUCCUCCCUCACCAAGGAGCUGUCUGCCCUGCUGAAGAACCUGCUCCAGAGCCUCAGCCACAACGUGAUCUUCACCCUAGACUCUCUGCUGAAGGGCGAUUUGAAGGGCGUGAAAGGGGACAUAAAGAAGCCCUUUGACAAAGCAUGGAAAGACUACGAGGCCAAGUUUACAAAGAUAGAGAAGGAGAAGCGAGAGCACGCCAAGCAGCAUGGGAUGAUCCGCACCGAGAUCACCGGGGCUGAAAUUGCUGAGGAGAUGGAGAAGGAGCGGCGUCUCUUUCAGCUCCAGAUGUGUGAGUACCUGAUCAAAGUAAAUGAGAUCAAGACCAAGAAAGGAGUGGACCUCCUCCAGAACCUGAUUAAGUAUUACCACGCACAGUGCAAUUUCUUUCAAGAUGGCUUGAAGACAGCGGAUAAGCUGAAACAGUACAUUGAGAAGCUGGCAGCUGAUCUCUACAAUAUCAAACAAACUCAGGAUGAGGAGAAGAAGCAGCUGACUGCCCUGCGAGAUCUGAUCAAGUCCUCCCUCCAGCUGGACCAGAAGGAGUCUAGAAGAGACUCGCAGAGCAAGCAGGGUGGAUACAGCAUGCACCAGCUGCAGGGAAACAAGGAGUUUGGCAGUGAGAAGAAAGGCUACCUGCUGAAGAAGAGUGAUGGGCUGAGGAAGGUGUGGCAGAGGAGGCAGUGCUCAGUGAAGGGGGGCAUCCUCACCAUCUCUCAUGCCACAUCCAACAGGCAGCCAGUCAAACUCAACCUGCUCACCUGCCAGGUCAAACCCAGCUCAGAGGACAGGAAGUGCUUUGAUCUCAUUUCUCAUAACCGGACAUAUCAUUUCCAGGCUGAAGAUGAACAAGAGUUUGUCAUCUGGAUCUCGGUGCUGACCAACAGUAAGGAGGAGGCGUUGAACAUGGCGUUCCGCGGUGAGCAGAGCAGCGGAGGCGAGGACGGUUUAGAGGACCUCACUAAAGCCAUCAUAGAAGACGUGCUGCGCAUGCCGGGCAAUGAAGUCUGCUGCGACUGCGGAGCUGCAGACCCUAAGUGGCUUUCCACCAACCUGGGGAUCCUGACCUGCAUCGAGUGCUCUGGCAUCCACCGUGAGAUGGGGGUCCACAUCUCCCGCAUCCAGUCCAUGGAGCUCGACAAGCUGGGAACCUCAGAACUCUUGCUGGCCAAGAAUGUAGGGAACAGUAGUUUCAAUGAGAUCAUGGAGGGAAAUCUCCCUUCCCCUUCACCAAAGCCCACUCCCUCCAGUGACAUGACGGUGAGAAAGGAGUUCAUCAAUGCUAAGUACGUGGACCACAAGUAUGCGAGGAAGACAUGCACGUCUGCGGCAGCUAAAAUGAUCGAGCUGUUUGAGGCGGUCCAGUCCAGGGACCUGCUGUCCCUCAUCCAGGUCUACGCAGAGGGGGUGGAGCUUAUGGAGCCGCUCCCGGAGGCGGGGCCGGAAGCCGGAGAGACAGCACUGCACUACUCUGUACGGACUGCUGACCAGACCUCACUGCACCUGGUGGACUUCCUUGUGCAGAACAGCGGUAACCUGGAUAAGCAGACGGAAUGGGGGAACACCGCCCUGCAUUACUGCUGCAUGUACGAGAAGCCCGAGUGCCUCAAGUUACUCCUGAGGGGCAAGCCGGCCACUGACAUCGCCAAUCAGAACGGAGAGACGGCGCUGGAUGUUGCCAGGCGACUGAGGAACACUCAGUGUGAGGAGGCACUUGUCCAGGCUGCAGAGGGGAAAUUCAACCCUCACAUCCAUGUGGAGUAUGAGUGGAGCCUCAGACUGGAGGAGAUGGAUGAGAGUGAUGAUGACCUGGAUGAUAAGCCUAGUCCCAUCAAGAAGGACCGCUCCCCGAGGCCUCAGAGCUUCUGCCACUCCUCCAGCCUCUCCCCCCACGAUAAGCUCUCCCUGCCGGGCUUCAUCAGCCAAAGGGACAAGCAGCAGCGUUUGUCCUACAGCGCCUUCACCAACCAGAUGUACAGCGCAUCCACCGACCUCACCUCCUCCCCUGUGGCCGACGGGCCGCCGCUGCCACCCAGGAACCAGGGCAAAGCUCCACACUUGGCAUUCCUUGGCUCUCAUUCGCACUACGCCACACUGGCUGGCACUCGACCAUACAUCACUCCUCCCCCAUCUGGCCCUCCCUCUACACUCACACCAGGAGGCAGCUCCACCCUGUCCAAGAAGAGGCCUCCGCCCCCACCUCCUGGACACAAACGCACCCUGUCUGACCCACCCAGCCCGCUCUCUCACAGUCCACACAGUAAAGGGGGCUUGACUGGGGGAAGUGACUCCACCCCACCUCCGGUCAGCAAGAUGUCUCCUGUUUCUAACAAGUUUGAAGGCAUUCCUCAACAGCAAAGCACUACGUCAAGCAACACAAAGUCUACACUUGGUCCAAGGGUUCUUCCCAAACUACCUCAAAAAGUGGCAUUGCGGAAGAUUGACACCAUACACCACCCGUCUAUGGAUAAGCCCAGCCUUCCUCCAGAGGUCUUCCAGAAGUCCCCGCCAGCAAGUGACACCCCGCAGAAGGCUCCUCUGGCGGACAGGCCUCAGCUGGGAGACCUGCCCCCCAAACCACAGCCGUCUGAACUUCCCCCUAAACCCGGAGAACUUCCUCCGAAGCCGCAGCUCUCUGACCUCCCUCCUAAACCUCAGCUGGGAGACCUCCCGCCCAAACCCCAGCUCAAAGACCUCCCUCCCAAGCCUCAUCUCGCAGACAUCCCCCCCAAACCUGGAACGGCCGAGUCCGCUCCCAGGCCGCCUCCUGGAGAGACGACGAGGCCUCAAACGCAACCUCCACCUCCACCUCAAACUCAACCUCAGCCUCAGCCGCAGCCUCAAGAUUCACCAUCACCUAAUCAGCAGGCAAAUAUAGCGACCCCCUCCCACCAGCCUGCCGAGGACACCAACGGGACUCCAGCGGGAACUGCAGAGACGCCUGUGCCGCUGCCGAGGAAGAUCAACACGGGGAAGAGCAAAGCCCGCCGUGUGAAGACGAUCUAUGACUGCCAGGCUGACAACGAUGAUGAACUGACUUUUGUUGAAGGAGAGGUGAUCAUAGUUACAGGAGAGGAGGACCAGGAGUGGUGGAUCGGGCACAUUGAAGGAGAUCCGGAAAGAAAAGGGGUGUUCCCCAUGUCUUUUGUGCACAUCCUGAGUGACUGACAGCCAGAAAGACUUGCACUACGCCUCUCCCGAAACCGGGAGCUCCUGUAAAUAGCUAUCAUAACACCCCUUGUCACACGACAAGUGUCCUAAAGAAAAAAAAAAAAAUGAAGAAACCCAAGAAGGAUCAUCUAGCCAUGGAUGCCUCAUCCAUGCUGUACAAAGAAUGUGUGUAUUCUUCCUCUACCAGUAUUAUCUUAACCCUAUAGCACGGCUGUGACAAAGCCGCUCUCAGAACCCUAGCACUUACCUAAAAGUCUAUGUUUAUGCUGUUACUGUGUAUAUAUGUAUGUAAAUAUAUAUAUUUGUGUGUGAGUGUAUAUACAUGUUUUAUUGUACAAAACAUGUACCAUUGCUCUCUACCUGUCAGAUUAAGCAUCAGGGUGGUAGAGUUUGAAUUUUAUCUGUAUUAAUUUUACUGGCCCUCAAGUAAUUAUCAGCUUAUAUUUCUGGAAAAAGGACAAAUAAGAAAAGGAAUGUGAAAUAGGUCAUGUCACUAUUUGUGUCUUGCAUCCCUGUUUACCACCAUAAUUGACUGAAGAGGAAGGAGUCUCCCACUGAUCUUCCCGAGAUGAAAAGAUUUUCAUUAAAUGUACUCCUUGUU